This is a messenger RNA of Hydractinia symbiolongicarpus, 1548 nucleotides long. RefSeq lists its product as uncharacterized. The record is from RefSeq and is a predicted model, not a curated record. The transcript has 2 exons. The coding region runs from base 495 to 1319 and encodes 274 amino acids. Lineage: Eukaryota; Metazoa; Cnidaria; Hydrozoa; Anthoathecata; Hydractiniidae.
ACUGAGCAAAGCAGAAUAAAAUAUCUCUGCUUAUCAUAUAUUAUUAGUAAAAAAUAGAAUUUUGAAUUUUUUGUGAAUAUCUUUUGAUGGGUUAGUUUUAUGCCAAUGAUUUUACUAUGUCUCCUAGAGCAUACUGCAAGGAAAAGAUGUGGAAAGUUUGAGCUACAAAACUUUUUCUAAUUAUAAGAUAUCCUGUAAAAACUUUUUGAACUUUUUGACCUGUUUCCGGGUUAAGCAAGACAAAAAUAUAUGUUUUUUUUAAUAUUUUUUCAUGGAAAUGUAUUUUUCCAGUUCUAAGCUAUCUUUAAAUUGCAGAAAGAUAACCAAUAUAUUAAUAUUUUAAAAUUUGGUUUUAAAGGUUUACUACCACCUUAACCACCACAAAAUGGCGUAAAUCAAUAUGCAACGUUCAUAAAGUAUGUCAUAGUGAAAGUCAAUGUUCUUGCGAACCACCUUUUACAUUGUUUCCAUUUCCAACUGAGAAGAAGGAUUGUAUGAUGAGGAAAAUCUGGCUACAGAUGAUAAAUCGUAUGGAUGCAGUAAAAAGGAACAAGUUGUGGUCUCCAGGAAAGUCUUCUAGAGUAUGUUCCAAACACUUUGUUUCACAAAGUCCUACUGAUAGUCACCCAUUUCCAUCAUUGCAUAUGGGUUACAAUUGUAAGCAAAAAGCUGAGACAGUUAUGCGUCAGAUAAAAUCUUCACAUAAAAUGGAAUCCCCUUUACAAGUUGCUGUUUCCACAUUAAAAAAUGCAAAGGAGAAAUACGUUACAGAGUUACAGAUUGCAUCACUAAUAGAAUUCACCAAGAAGGAAGCACAUUUAAUAAAUUCUGUUUAUAGUCUUCCAAUUAUUUCACAUAGUUAUUUCUACCUGUUCAAAAUGUUCCUGUUUUUGAGUAGUUAUUUACCAUUUUUCUGUAUUUUUGCAAAAUGUCGCACUGUUGAAAAUGCCCCGUCACAACAUAAACAGGAAAAGUUACUGUUGCAGCUGACUAUUAAAGCUCUUCUUAACAAAGUCAACAUUCUCAACAGGCUUAAUAAACAGCUGGAAGAGAAAGUAAAAAACUGUACAUGCAAGAAACCUGUUAAUGAGCUGCUAUUAAAUUCUGAUAAAGAUGUUAUGUUUUAUACUGGAAUUACUUCCAGAAUAUUAUUCGAUAAACUAUGUUCGUAUAUUGCACCAUAUGUCAAACGUAAAUGGAGAGGACUUAAAGAAACCAAUAUUACCCUAGUUAGAAAAUAUAAAAGGACACCAAAUAAAUCUGGUCCUAAAUCAAAGUUAUGUGUCAAAGAUGAGUUCCUUAAUGCUAAUGAAAAUUAGGCUUGGAUUAUUAGGGCAAGAUUUAGCUCAAAGAUUUGGUAUUUCUGCUACUAUAUCUAGUCGCAUAUUUGCAACUUGGGUAAAAGCAACAGCAAGUGUAUUGAAAUCAUUUGUUUACUUUCCUGAUUAUGGACAUAUUGCUGCUACAAGACCUCCAAGAUUCAGAGAUGUUCAAAAUCUUCAUUCAAUAGCUGAUGGUACUGAAAUAUUCAUUCAGACCCCCAAAAAU